CCUAAAAAAAAACCUCCCAAAAACAAGAUCAUGACAAGCUCCCAAACCCUAGAUAAACCCUUGGCAACCUUCGACACAUGCCAAACUCAACUGGGUUUUGCUCUGAUCCACCAGGACACAACCAGCAAGAUCAACAACGACAGAAAUGCCGCAAAACCUUCCACCGGAGAGAGACGUGGCCGGAGAUCGAAGCAGGCGGAUCCGGGGCGGUUACUCGGCGUCAGAAGGCGGCCGUGGGGCCGGUACGCGGCCGAAAUCAGAGACCCAACCACGAAAGAGCGUCACUGGCUCGGAACGUUCGACACCGCUCACGAAGCCGCUCUCGCCUACGACAGAGCCGCUCUCUCCAUGAGAGGCACUCAGGCAAGAACCAACUUCGGUUACACUCCCGCCGACAUUCACAUCAUCCUCACAAACCCUAAUCUCCAUUCUCUCGUCGUCUCCCCUCACAGAAAUGAUUUCCAAUCCCUUUUGCCAAACGCUCCUUCCCAGUUCGUCAUUGAUCAUCAUCACCACAAACAAUAUUACCGUGAGCCAAAACACAGCUUUCACCAAACCGCAUCCCCUACUGCCGCGUUUGCCAAAACGCCGGUUCAGUCAAACGCCGUCCACGCGUCUCAGAGUCCACAGAACUCUUCGAACGGAUCACUAUCUUCAUCUCUAGACGACGAAAACAACCUCUUUUUCUCGUUAUCCGGCCAAGAACGUAGCUCGAACUCUGGUUAUUUGGACUGCAUUGUUCCUGGACACUGUCUGAACCCGCCACAAGACACCGACGAGACCAAAGCCUCCGAAUCGAACGAAGGGUUUCGUUGCUUCGACGAAAGCAAAGCACUGAUGAGCCAAUGGGACGAUGAUAAUAAUAAUGAUCAGUUUGGUUCCUGUGAUCUCUCGGCCAUGAUCAGCAAUUACAAUACUGCUCUGAUGUCAUCAAUGGAGGAGGUUCAUAACCAAAUCAAUGGUGCUGAUGACUACUCAGUAAUGUCUCAAGAUUUUUGUUCUUGGUCGUCUUCUCCUUCUUCUGUGAAUGCUGCUUCACUACAGUUUCCUUCUUUUGGAGAUGUACUUGCAGUUGCAGACACAGGCUUCUACUCACUCUUCUGA
This is a messenger RNA of Tarenaya hassleriana, 1104 nucleotides long. RefSeq names its product ethylene-responsive transcription factor ERF086. Lineage: Eukaryota; Viridiplantae; Streptophyta; Magnoliopsida; Brassicales; Cleomaceae. The record is from RefSeq and is a predicted model, not a curated record. The transcript has a single exon. The coding region runs from base 31 to 1104 and encodes 357 amino acids. Gene Ontology annotation, biological process: regulation of DNA-templated transcription. Gene Ontology annotation, molecular function: DNA-binding transcription factor activity; DNA binding.